Molecule: messenger RNA, 435 nt
Organism: Parnassius apollo (apollo)
Lineage: Eukaryota; Metazoa; Arthropoda; Insecta; Lepidoptera; Papilionidae
Source: the annotation of a GenBank genome assembly
AUGAAUAUUAGUGUUGAGCAGUUGUACUUGGAAAAAGGCCAUACCAUGAUGGAAGUUGAUAGUGUCCAUUCAACAAUUGAACAGUACAUUAAACCCCCCAUUUAUGCACCGAGUGACUAUGUAGCUCGAAUGCAGCAAGCUCGACCAAGAAAUCCUUACGAUGUAAAGUCAAUCCACUACGACUUCUUUCUUAAUUAUGAAGAACUAGAAUCCAACUUCAAGUCUAUAAGACCAGGUAAGAAAAAAGGUGAUCCAGUUGUGGUCGAUAUACGAGGACUGAAAUACUUGUCAGAUGGGUCUGUCUUAUGUAAAUUGCGACAUCCUGACGAAUGGACCAUCCUACCACAGCGAAGAGCUAGUCGUGGAAGUUUACUACCACAGCAACUAUAUCAACAGCCCCUCAAAAUUACAGAAAGCAAAUACAAACAUUUGUAA